UUGCUUUCGGUUUCACACAAAUCGUUAAUCAUCACGACGGUUUGAGCACUUUUCGAGGCACGGCGGCGUGUGAGUGUGUGCGUGAGCGGCUUGAGAAAGCGAACGAGUGCGCGCAACGUCAAAAAGCGACUCGAUGCUUAUUAGCAACAGUUAAAAUAAAAUUAACUUUAGUUGCGUACACCGUCUUGCCAAGGUAGCAAGCCAAUAAUAGUGGUAUCACGGCGUUGAAAUAUCGUGUUCAAAACCUUUAAAUCCGAAUGUCCAACUAAGAAAGAAGAAGAAGUAUUAUACUCUUGUCUGCCCGUUGCAUUUAGAGAAAGAAAAUUUAUCGUGUGAAUUAUCGUAUUCCGUGUGUAUUUUUGUGUAUAGCCCAACAGUUCAGUGGUUUUUUGUCUCGCAUAUUCGAAAUACAACCGAAAAAAAUCGUAUUUUGUCAUCGGAGAUUUAAACUUGUCCAGAAAAAACGGUUACCAAGAAAAAUACACACCAUCGAUUCGAAUCCAUUAAUCCCAGAAGAUACAGUUAGUUCUGUGCGUUGUGAAGAGACUAAACAAAGUGUUUUUUUUUGCUCGUGUGUGAUAAAAAUAACACCGAAAUUUGGAAAAGCGGCUGUCGCAUAUCAUUUCCACUUGCACACAAAAAAUAACGCAUUUUUAUUUUCGGACCAACGAUCACUUCAUAUUUUCCACUCUUCGGUCGGAGAACAAGAACAAGUAAGAACAUUCGGUUGAGAAAUUGACACGAUUCGAAUUUUUCGUUUGUGUGAACAAAACGAAAAAUAAGCCCAAAAACCAGCAAAAUAACUUGAAGCAUUUGCAUUGUGUGUACAAAUGAACAAAGUGUUUUCUGAUUAAAAUCUAGUUCUGUUUCUGGUGGAUUUUUGUUUCCUCGAGUUCAUAAAAAUCCGUACAGAUUGUGUAUGUGUGUGGUGAACGUAGAAAUAAAAACUUAAAGUACGAAGAUCGUGAGCGUGUAUCUUGUGAACGGACAGAGAGCGCAUGCACUCUGACGAGAAUUUAUUAAUAAAAACGCAUUAAUAACCGGCCACGCAAAAUCUCUUUUAGCCGCGGCGCACCGACCAAAACCAUCGGCUCUCUUUCACAAUCGCAAUAGCAAGAGCACACACCGUAACCAGUUACAAUAAAUAAUUUUUGGAUCAAGUGUACGGCGAGCGACGACUCUCAUUCGCCGUGUUAUUUGUUUGGUGUUCGGUUCUGGAUGAUAAAUUGAAAUGUGCUACAUUCUAGCUAAAUAUAGAAGGCGAUACAGUUUCGAAUGCUAGUAACAUUUUUCACGUGAAAAGACCAAUUAAUCUCACUGACACACACCCCGUUUACACAUUAAGACACAAACAGAAAAUUGUUUUGCAUCUCAGAAAAAAAAAACAAAGUCCAAAGACACAAACAAACACAUACUCAAACACAUUUACACUCAGUGUCAGAAAUAAAAGACAAAUAAAAUAGCGAAAAUGGAAGCACCGACAUACGUGUCGCGUAGAGUAUCAAUGGACACAUUCCAUCGGAAUUUUUACCAAUCGGAUGUAAUGACACCGGAGGAAGCGCAACGUACACAAAAACCAUAUCGAUAUGGUAUGAUUCUGCUGUGCUUUGGGGCGCUCAUCAAUUGGAUUGGUUUGGCUGAAAACUAUACAGAUCCGUUUCGUUACGCUGGCGUGGCUUGCAUCAUUGGCGGUGCAUUUUUAAUUUGUACAGCGAUGUGCUGUUGGCUUCAUGUACCAAAUCGUAGUGCCGUUGGUGUGUCUGAGACCGACGAUAAUGAUGCCAUCCACGUGAUAUCGGUGGCUGAUCCGCCGACCGUUGAAAAGCCACCCGAGUACGAUUCAGUUGUGAUAUUGGAGCCACCGUGUUACGACGAUGCCAUUAAAUUGAAUCCAGCCAAUUUACUGCAAACCAAAUAUUACCAAGAUGUGUCAUUGCCAAAUUACGCCGAUUUGGAGAUUAGCCGAAACAUCAACGCAACAACGACCAGCAGCAGUAACGAUUCUGUUGCUAACAUCAGCCCAGAUCCGGGCAUUAGCCAACCAAAUGGUGUGAUUACAACGAGAAAUGGCACAGCGAAUAGUAGUAGUAAUAGCAUAAGUCAAACAAAUGAAAAUGUAUCAAAUAGCUGUAGCCCAUCAACAGUCAUCACAAUUGAGCAAACAGCAUCGGAUUUAGCGAAUGAGCAUAGUAUUACGCGAAAAUCGAGCGAUUGCGAUAGCGUAGCAAGUGAAUCAAGUGUACUGAGCUAGGUGUUUGGUGCAAAAGUUAGAAAUGUCUCCUAGUUUUUGCUGUAUUCAAUUGGAGUUAGCAAAUUAAUGCGAUGUUCGGUUUUGCAGCAAAAUUGUUGUCAUCACGAUUCAAAAUCCAUUGGGUCUUCCGAACGCCAACUCAUUCAGCAAAACGCUCAAUUAACCAAACUCUUUGUAUCGAACGUUUUGCCUCUUCCAAACCGAAAGAAAAAAAACGUUCACAAGUCUAGCUAAGAAAUAAGAAUGAAGUUGUGCUCUCUGGUCACGCUUCCAAUUUCAAUUACAACUACUCACCGGUAUACGAAAUCAUUUCUCGAAAAGUCUGAUCAAUUUUGAGAUUAUUCGUUUGUAAGGCAAAAAAAAACGAUGUUAGUAUUCAGCUAGGUAUUCAGUGUUUGUAAGUCGAUUAACGUCAAUGGUUAUAAUGAAAAAACAAAAAUUUGACGAGAACAAAAAACUCAUGAGCUGUAUUUAAAUUUGGAAGAGAAUUUAAUUUUUUUUGUUUUGUGUAUUGGCGUUCCAUGUGAAAUCAUUCACAUUAUUUCACUCCAAAUUGACGGUCAUUUUCAAUGCCAUUGUUUUGUGUGACCAAAACCGUAUUAAGAAUAUAAUGAGUAACUGUAGCCGCCACCGCACAACGUUUACAUGUGAUGAUUGUGAAAUUCAAAAACGAAAAAAAACGAAAAAAAACGAAAAAAAAAUCAUGCAGCAGUCGAAAUUCUAAAAUCGACCAUUUUUUCGUGCGUAAAAUUUUAAUUUUUUCAUUUAUGUGUUUACUCAAUAUUUUUGUGUUAAUUCUAGUCGUAAACAAUACUUAAUGAAAACUAUUUGCGCACAACGUCCUCUUGUGUGUGUGUGUGCUGAAAACGGCUGCAUUGGACAGCCACAUGAUGAGUUUAUGAGUUUAUCGACACCUCGCCCCCAUGCUACUUUAUUUCGUACAUUAAGACGCUUUGUACAUUUCAAAUCGUCGCCAAAUUUUUGGCAAUCAGAGCCUGACCAGAAGAAUUUCGUAUAAGAAUUUGUUUGUUCGGACGUUCGCUGUGUGUCGAUGAAUACGUGUGUGGACACAAGAAAGUGUAGAGAAAAUGCUAUGCACGGUCAAUAGUCAAGUGUGUGAUGGUUGUGUUUGCAUUCGGGUAUUUGCGCGAUUUUUGAAACGUGGCAAACAACCGUUGUCUGACAUUCUUUUUACGGCAUCUGCUCAUGUGUCCCAUUAAAUCCCAUGCUUUCCAAUUUUUUUUUCUUCCGAAAACAGUUUCAUUUAAUGUUUAGUUCAAUUUUUGAUUUUUCUUUCGACGAAUUUCAAUUCAAAUUAUAAAAAUUAUUUUAAAAUGCUUUCGUUUUUUCCCGUGUAGAACCGAAAUUUAGUAUUUAAAUCAAAAAUGUUCAAAAAUAACGACAAAUGCGAAGUAGUUCAAAAUUCAGCGAAAAGGUUUUCAUGCAAAUGAGCAAUUUUCUAAUAUUAUUCAACGAUAUUUUACUUUUUUUUUUCUUCGAAAUUCAAUGGCAUUCAUUUUCUCACAUUGUGGAAGCACAUAAAAUCGACGAUAAUACCACGAACUGCAUAAAAUUGUUGCGAAAGACAUGGAACAACAAAUCAGCGAUUACGCUUGAAAAACACAAACCGAGAAAAAUAAAUCCGUCGCCCAAUAAACCAUCGAGAAAGUAAAAGAGCUCGGUGCUCUGCUAACUCGCCAAUCUCUUGGCAAUCAUAAUAAUCAAUUACACGCUGAACUGCACAUCACACAAAAUUGCGCUCAAUUCACAAGAACAGAUUCACUUUCUGUGCGCGCCGAUCGUGAGUCGUGCCAGCGCUUGCGCUCGCUCGCUUUUCUUUAUAAAUUUGUGAUUUUUUGUUUUCUCAAUCACACAAGUCAUGCUAUUGUCACAAGUUUCGAGCUACUAUUUCGUUGAGUUUUUUUCUCUCUUCAUUCAAUUCAAUUAGAUUUAAUGAGAUUGAAAGGCAAACUGUUGCACGCAACGUGUGUUACGUAUAUAAAAAAAGAAACAUUGUAAAAAUAGAGAAAAAGACACACACAACAAUGAGAUGAAAAGCAAGCAGCAGCAACACAAAUACAUGUAUUUAUAUUAGUCAUUAAAUAGUUAGACGAGAAUUUAAUGAAUGAAGAGAAAAAGAGAUACAGAUAAAAUAGUGUAAGUGAGAGAACCAAAAUUCGAAGAAUGAAUGUUUGUGCCAAAUUGUGAUAAAUUUAUUAGGUUAAGUAUAAAAUUAGACUGUAACAAUAUUUACGGACGAGAGAAAACAAUCUAAUAAAAUUUAAAAAAAAAGCUAUA
Molecule: messenger RNA, 4549 nt
Organism: Sitodiplosis mosellana (orange wheat blossom midge)
Lineage: Eukaryota; Metazoa; Arthropoda; Insecta; Diptera; Cecidomyiidae
Exons: 4
Coding region: 1469-2251 (260 amino acids)
Source: RefSeq, a predicted model, not a curated record